AACCAAAUGGCCGAUGGGCCUCCCGUGAGCUGGAGAAAUGAGCGGGCGCCGGGGCCGGACGGGCCCGCUGCAGAGUGCGCUGCGUCGGGGCCGAGAGCUCCGGGAGCAGGUUGGUGUUUUACUUCAAGAAAGCAAGGACAUAGGAGUUCUGGAUGCUGAAAAAAAGAAAAGCCUUAAUCAGAGAUGUUUAGAGUUGAGGAAGACUGUGGAUGAAAAUGCCUUUGCACUUCAGAACCUGAAGAAAUCAGAUGAGCCUGCACCUGUGGGAAAUUAUAAUCAGAGAAAAGAGGAAGAAGAAAAGCAAUUGUUAAAGCUCUCUCAGCAGCUGGAGAAACUUGCAGCAAUCCUUGGCCGGGAAAAUGAGAUGAAGGACUCUCAUGUGGAAAGCAGCCCAAAGACUCAGGAGGAAAAUGAGGAGACUGAAGAGGAAGAUGAGGAGGAAGAGGAAGAAGAAGAAAGUACACAAGAUGAGGAGGAGGAGGAGGAAGCAGAGGACUAUGAUGAAGACAAACUAGGAGAUGAUUCAGCUAUUACAAAUUUUAUCACUCUUGGUGAUUUUGCUGCCCAGCAAGAAGGGGAUCUGACAUUUAAAAAAGGUGAAGUCCUUCUCAUACUUGAGAAAAAGCCUGAUGGAUGGUGGCUGGCUAAAAAUUCCAAAGGGGAGAGUGGCCUUGUGCCUAAAACCUAUCUAAUGAUAAAUGCCAAGGAAAGAGAGGGAGAAGAGCCAAGUGAAGAAGAAACAGAGGAAGAUAUAGAGGUGGCAGAUGAAACAGGAGGAGCCAAGAUCCUGAAAAGAACAGACUCACACUGGAGUGCUGUUAAAAAGGCCAUCACAGAGAAUAAUACCUUAGAUGCGCUGACAACUAUGGGGGCAGUUCCUGCAGGAUUCCGACCUUCAACACUUGCCCAGCUCUUGGAAGAAGGAAUUCAGUUUCGAGCCUCUUACUUCCUACAACCAGAGCUGACACCUUCCAAUCUUUCUUUCCGAGAUCUAGUGUGGAACCCUGAAAAAGGCACUAUUCAGGCAAGACCAACCCGUAUAUCACUAAUUAUGACUCUGUGGAACUGUAAAGGGAUUCCUUUUCCUGGAUUCAGCAUACAGGUUCUCAGUAGACAUGUUCGACUCUGCCUUUUUGAUGGUAACAGAAUCCUAAGUAAUAUUCAUACAGUUAGAGCUACGUGGCAGCCAAAGAAUCCCAAAACAUGGACAUUUUCUCCACGGAUCACUGGCAUCUUACCUUGUGUGCUUGAUGGAGACUGUUUUAUUAGGUCCAAUUCUCCGUCUCCAGACAUUGGCAUAUUAUUUGAACUUGGGAUCACAUAUAUUCGCAAUUCAACAGGUGAGAGAGGAGAAUUGAGCUGUGGCUGGGCAUUUCUAAAACUGUUUGAUUCAAGUGGAUUUCCAGUUGCCUCCAGAACGUAUGAGCUGCUUUUGAAUGGUGGGACUCCGUAUGAAAAGGGAGUUGAGGUAGACCCAUCCAUUUCCAGAAGAGCCAGCAGUAGUGUUUUCCAUCAUAUGAUAACACUAAGGAAGCAACCACAACUUCUAGUAAAACUGAGGUCAUUAAACACACGCUCCAAAGGCAUACUGAAUCUUCUGCCAGACGUAUUAAUUGGUAGCAUGUGUUACAUACAUCUCAUAGUGUUUUAUCGUCAGAUUCUUGGUGAUGUACUCCUCAGGGACAGGCUAAAUAUGCAAAACGCAGAUUUGAUUGGCCAUCCAAUUUUGGCAACUUUUCCCAAACUCAUGGAGCAGCCGGAUCUUAUGGAUGCACUCAGGAGUGCCUGGGCAGAGAAAGAAAGCACACUAAAGAGAUCUGAAAAGAGAGACCAGGAAUUUCUGAAGUCCGUGUUUGUCCUGGUGUACCAUGAUUCUGUAUUUCCUCUCCUCCAGUCUGUGUUUCUCCCAGAGUACAAGUGGGCAGAAGAAGAGUCUGAAGGCACUCGCUGGCACAUGAUUGCUGAUUUCUUAAAGAAGAACCGCGAAAGAGGCAGUGCUCUGUCCUCUCUGGUGUCCCCAGAAAGCCUUCACAGAGCUUUUGACGUCACAGAAAUAGCAUAUGAUUUUCUAGGAGAGGCAAGGAAAAGUAGUCCUUGAGGAUGAAUGCCUUUUAAGGUCCUGCAUCUCUGCUAAUUGCCAUGCUAGCAUGGCUCAUUUAAACAUAAUUGAUGAGGCCAAACAGUCAUAUUUUUAUACUGUAUCAGUUUUAAAAAUAACUUAUAUUGGUACACUAUGGGGAUAUUUUUAUUCAGAUUGUAUGUUGG
Messenger RNA from Varanus komodoensis (Komodo dragon), 2265 nucleotides. RefSeq names its product nephrocystin 1 (gene NPHP1). Gene Ontology annotation, biological process: protein localization involved in establishment of planar polarity. Gene Ontology annotation, cellular component: cilium; cytoplasm. The record is from RefSeq and is a predicted model, not a curated record. The transcript has 20 exons. The coding region runs from base 38 to 2098 and encodes 686 amino acids. NCBI's taxonomy places the organism in Eukaryota, Metazoa, Chordata, Lepidosauria, Squamata, Varanidae. Gene Ontology annotation, molecular function: protein binding.